Molecule: messenger RNA, 1500 nt
Organism: Aspergillus pseudonomiae
Lineage: Eukaryota; Fungi; Ascomycota; Eurotiomycetes; Eurotiales; Aspergillaceae
Product: MFS transporter
Exons: 3
Coding region: 1-1500 (499 amino acids)
Biological process (GO): transmembrane transport
Molecular function (GO): transmembrane transporter activity
Source: RefSeq, a predicted model, not a curated record
AUGACAGACCCUACACCCAGUGUUCUUGAGAAGGGAGGCAAGGCGGAGGAGUCGACUAGAAGCUUAGAAGCGUACAACGACCUUGAAAAUGUACCGAAAGAGGAUGAUAUCACUCUAGUCGACUGGGAUGGGCCCGACGACCCCGCAAACCCCUUUAACUGGCCGACUUCGAAGAAAGCGCUACAGUUAGUCUUCAUGGCAUUCAAUACUUUUAUCAGCCCUCUAGCAUCCUCGAUGUUCGCCCCAGGCGUCCAAUAUGUCAUGCGCGACUUUCACACCACCGACCAGAUGUUGGGAUCGUUUAUGGUGUCCGUCUACAUUCUGGGAUACAUGCUAGGGCCCUUUCUCAUCGCGCCCCUUUCAGAGAUAUAUGGCCGUGUUCCGCUAUACCAUGCGUGCAAUGUGAUCUUCCUGGUAUUCACCAUUGCUUGUGCCGUGGCGCAAACCUUGCCUCAAUUGAUCGUGUUCCGUUUAUUCGCCGGUAUCGCUGGCGUGUGUCCCAUCACCAUCGGCUCUGGGACGGUCGCCGACAUGGUGCCAGUGGAAAAGAGAGCCGGUAUUAUGGCUAUCUGGGCUCUAGGACCUAUCUUGGGACCUGUUGUCGGACCCAUUGCGGGUGGGUUCCUGGCCGAAUCAGUCGGCUGGCGGUGGGUGUUCUGGGUCCUUGCGAUUGCAACCGGUGUUAUGGCAAUCGGGUGUUUGGCGUUCUAUCGUGAAUCGUAUGCCCCAGUGCUUCUCCGACGCAAGACUGAGCGACUGCGGAAAGAGACCGGGAACCCCAAUCUUCGCUCGGCCCGUGGCGACACCAAGAUCACGAAAGAGCUGUUCACAACCGCACUGGCGCGACCCAUGAAACUUCUCUUCCGUUCGCCGAUUGUAUUCCUGCUCGCCCUAUUCGCGGCUGUCACGUACGGGUACCUAUACUUAAUGUUCACCACUUUGACCCCGAUCUUCAGAAACACUUACGGCUUCUCAUCUGGUCUGGCCGGCCUCGCCUACCUAGGCUUCGGUAUCGGAAGUAUUUUGGGUUUGGCAAUCUGCGGUGUGGUUUCUAACCGCAUCGCCGUUAGUCACACUGCACGCGGCUGCUUCAAACCAGAAUCGCGUCUCCCCCCGAUGCUUUACGGCAGCUGGGCAAUUCCCGCCGGCUUGUUCUGGUACGGCUGGUCGGCGCAAGCACAUACUCACUGGAUUGUGCCGAUUCUGGGAACGGGCCUUUUUGCGAUCGGCCUCAUGGUCGUGUUCAUGGCUUCGAACACGUACUUGGUGGAUUCGUACUUAAGGCAUGCCGCGUCCGUCACAGCUGCUGCCACUGUGCUGCGUUCUUUGAUCGGUGCAGUGCUCCCGCUGGCUGGCCCAUCCAUGUAUGAUGCUCUGGGAUUGGGAUGGGGAAACUCAUUGCUCGCAUUUAUCGCGCUGGUGAUGUGUGUCUGCCCCGUAUUAUUUUACAAGUAUGGAGAGUAUAUUCGGACUCAUCCACGGUUUCAGAUUGCCUUAUGA